UCUUCGGAUUCAUCAGAAGAAGAAAUUUCUACUGAAGAAAAUGGAAGAGCAUGGCAAAUGCAUCUCUAAACCUAGUUUAUUACUUAGGUUUUUUCGGCGUAAACUGAUUUUUUUUUAGAUUAUGUGUGCUACGGUGGCGUUUGGAUUGGGCAUAAAUAAGCCAGACGUCCGUUUCGUAUUUCACCUGUCAAUCCCGAAAUCCAUGGAAGGGUAUUAUCAGGAAAUUGGUCGUGCUGGUCGAGAUGGACAGUUGGCACACUGUGUCAUGUAUUACAAGUUUUCGGAAUCUCAUGUCCAGCAGAAUCGAGUCGUUUUAAUCCUCGUGUGUGUGUUCCCGUUCGACAACCAACGUCUUGGUGCAGAGCUGACUGAAGUCACCACACCUGUUGACGAAUUAAUUUGUUGAUCAACAGACACAGUCGUUUGUUUCUUCGUUUGUGUGUUCCCGUUCGACAACCAACGCCUUGGUGCAGAGUUGACUAAAUCACCACACCGUUUGACAGAUCGCGUCGUUCUUCACGGGAUAUACGACGAUUCUUCUUGUGCCUGUUUUCCGUCCGACAACCCACGUCAUAUGGUGCAGAGUUGACAGAAGUCACCACUCCUUUGACGGAUUAAUUUGUGGAACAACAACUUUUCACCGACUUAAUCGUUCGAAAUCUUCCUUGAACAUCCAGAAUGGAAAAGUUUGCUAGUACAGUGUCUUCUAAGGAAUAUGAUCUAGAAUUCACAAAGUUGCUAGAUCAAAAAAUAGUUUCAUUGAAAAGUCCUGUGGAAGAUCCUGACAUUGAUCAAGAAACAAAGUUGUUCAAGUGUCGUGGAACUGCUGCAUUUAAGUGCCACCAUGAAUUGGGGCCCUACCAUUUGGAAGUCAAAGGGGAAAAAUGUGAUCCCUCGUACGACCAAUGGGUUCUAAUUUGGAAAUUGCUGAGUUGUUCCUGUGCUGUUCAUGCGGAAGUGAUCGACAAUUCGUUAAAUGAUUUGAUUAAGAAAACAAAAUGGUAUCUGGAGGAUGAUUUAAUGAUUGAGAUAUUGAUGGUAGCAAACUCCAAAAAAGUAAUACCUUUCAUUGAAGAUACUUGGUAUCUGGAAGAAAGUGAUUUGCUCUGCAGUGUCUGUCUAAGACCUGCCCUCCGUUUUUUUUGUACAAAAACAAGAAAAUGCGAUUCGUGUGCAAGACAAAAUUUUCGGAGAAUGUUAGACAAAAUCCAUUAUCCCACAAUGCUCGACAAUUUUCAUGGAAGAAUGCUGACUAUUCCGCCAGGAAUGGAUGCUUUUGUGUUCCCAGUAAAUCGAAUGUCAUCUAGCCGUCCGUGCCCAAUUCAAUACUUUUAU
This is a messenger RNA of Daphnia pulex (common water flea), 1335 nucleotides long. Its product is annotated as putative ATP-dependent DNA helicase Q1. The transcript has 3 exons. Gene Ontology annotation, cellular component: nucleus; chromosome; cytoplasm. The coding region runs from base 122 to 406 and encodes 94 amino acids. The record is from RefSeq and is a predicted model, not a curated record. Gene Ontology annotation, molecular function: four-way junction helicase activity; 3'-5' DNA helicase activity. Lineage: Eukaryota; Metazoa; Arthropoda; Branchiopoda; Diplostraca; Daphniidae. Gene Ontology annotation, biological process: double-strand break repair via homologous recombination.